Molecule: messenger RNA, 1454 nt
Organism: Siniperca chuatsi (mandarin fish)
Lineage: Eukaryota; Metazoa; Chordata; Actinopteri; Centrarchiformes; Sinipercidae
Gene: pkdc
Product: protein kinase-like domain containing
Exons: 3
Coding region: 278-1240 (320 amino acids)
Source: RefSeq, a predicted model, not a curated record
AUAACGCGUUUCAAACGGAUUCAAAGUGGACCACAUGUCAGAGGAGGUGUCACAGUCGUCCUCGUGGACAGGGUUCAGUCCUCAUACAUAUUUAUAUCCACAUUAAUAAACUGUGUCUUUCUGCGUGUCACAAUAAAGAGAUGAAAGAGUCAAAUUUCCUAUAAUACUUUAAUAAACAAUGAAUGAGAAGGCUAAGCUUACAAAACAGUGGUGGAAAGUAAUUAAGUUCAUUUACCUAAGACCUGCGCCUAAGAACAGUUUUGAGCUCUGACGGGAAAUGAAACAGGAGCACCAGGAUCUCAUCCUGCAGGCGUGUGGUGCUUCAUCUCUGCGUGUUGGUGCAAAGAUCCAGACACUGUGGAGCGGUUAUGGGGAGAUAGUCAGGCUGCACCUGGAGGGCUGCGACCGGCCCUCUGUGGUCGUCAAACACGUCAAGUUUCCAGAGGAGGCCGAGCACCCUGGCGGCUGGAACACAGAUCGCUCCCACAGACGUAAAGUGAGAUCCUACCAGGUGGAGACAUACUGGUACCAGAACUAUUCCACCAAUCAGAGCUGUCGGAUCCCGGCCUGCCUGGCUGUCUCUUCCCAUGGAGACGAGAUGCUGAUCAUGCUGGAGGAUCUGGAUGUGGCUGGUUAUGAUCAGAGAAGGACCAGCAUUAAGGACAGAGAAAUAAAGGCUUGCCUCAGCUGGCUUGCCCACUUCCAUGCUCUCUUCCUGAGUGUGGCACCGGAGGGCCUGUGGCCUGUCGGUACCUACUGGCACCUGGAGACCCGGCCAGACGAGUUGGAGGCCAUGGAUGACGCCAAGGUCAAAGCAGCAGCCGGUGACAUUGACAGGAUACUCAACGAAUGUCACUUCAAGACCAUUGUUCACGGAGACGCCAAGUUACCCAACUUCUGUUUUUCCCAGAGCGGACAGGAUGUGGCAGCUGUGGACUUUCAGUAUGUUGGUGGAGGCUGUGGUAUGAAAGAUGUUGCGUAUUUUUUAGGAAGCUGCAUGGAGGAGAAGGAAUGUGAAAAGAGAGUACCAAGCCUACUGGACUACUAUUUUACAGAAUUAAAGCUAUCUGUGAAAAAAGAUGUGGACUUUGCUGCCCUUGAGAAAGAAUGGAGGGAGAUGUUUGCGUUUGCCUGGACAGAUUUUCAUCGUUUUCUGCUGGGAUGGAUGCCUGGACACUGGAAGAUCAACCGGUACAGUAAACAGUUGACCAAGGAGGUUCUGCGCAAACUGAAACUGUAACCAGAACCAAAAACUCUUCACUUCAGACAACCAGAGAACUGAACAUGUGGGUGGAAGGUGACCAGUUUGAACCUAGAAAUCUGUAUAUUGAAAAAUAAAUCACUCACAAAUACACACCCAAGUCUUAUUUUCACAUCUGUGCAGUGAAGCAUGAUUAUCAAACCAAUUCUGGAAAUAAAACAAAAGUAAAUAAAACAUAAAACUUUUUGAAAAA